AUGCCAUGCGAGCUGAAGACUUUUGUGGCUAAUAGAGUGAGUUCUAUUCAAGAGCUGAGUGGAGGUCAUCGCUGGAGGCACGUGCGGUCCGAUGACAACCCUGCCGACUUAGCGUCCAGAGGUGUCACAGCAGAGCAGCUGGUUCGCAAUAAACUCUGGUGGCAUGGGCCGUCAUGGCUUGUCCGAAACGAAGACGACUGGCCAGGUGCAGAUGCAGCGUCAAUUCGGCAACAGCCAGAAGAAGCUUUGAAGGAGCUUAAGGCGCCAGUCGUUGCCAGUGCCAGAAUAACAAAACCAGCGGUACUGAGCGUCGGCGAUACUAGUCUUAUUGAGAGCAAGUCAACACUCCAGAGCAUCCUGAGAAUAACUGCCUUCAUAUUGCGGUUUGUUCGGAAUUGUAAGAAGCGUAACAAUCACCAGAAGACAUUACCGGUGACGUCAGUUCCAUUAGUGUCAUUGGAAGAGCGUGACGGAGCUUUAGCAUACUGGGCUAGAACCGAGCAACAUCGUGCGUACCACAAAGAGAUGCAACAACUCUCGCAGGAGUCUUCAUUGGAAGUGUCGAGCAGCAUAAUUUCACUCAAUCCAUUCUUGGACAACAAAGGAACGAUGAGAGUAGGGUUACGGCUUCAGAACUCGGUAUUGUCGUACGAAAUUGUGCACCCCAUCAUAGUGCCAGCCAGAAGCACCCUAAGCAAGCUGCUGAUCAGAGAAGCGCACCUGAAGACUCUACAUGGAGGUGUGCAGUUGUGCAUGCACUACAUCAGGCACAAAUUUUGGAUUCCAACCUCAAGGCGUGCAGUGAAAACGUACAUAUCACGGUGCAUAACGUGUUUCCGUCAGAUCAAGGCAACAUCAGAGCAGCUAAUGGGCAGCCUUCCUAGGGAUCGAGUCCAACCAACAAGAGCAUUCAAGCAUAGCGGAGUAGACUACGCUGGACCGGUGCAAAUCAAGGCCAGAUCAGGGCGAUCGAAGGUCGUCGAGAAGGGCUACAUUGCCGUAUUUGUGUGCAUGGUCACCAAGGCCAUACAUCUGGAACCAGUGAGCAAUUUGACGAGCAGCGCAUUCUUGGCAGCCUUUCAACGUUUCACUGGUCGUCGCGGUGCAUGUUCAGUGCUGUGGAGCGACAACGCGACGAACUUCGUCGAAGCAUAUGCUGAGCUGAAGAGAAAUGGCGAGCAAUGGAAAGACAGGCUACCAAUUGAGCAAGUCGACUCUUUGGGCACGGAAUAG
Messenger RNA from Eupeodes corollae, 1233 nucleotides. RefSeq lists its product as uncharacterized. NCBI's taxonomy places the organism in Eukaryota, Metazoa, Arthropoda, Insecta, Diptera, Syrphidae. The transcript has a single exon. Gene Ontology annotation, molecular function: nucleic acid binding. The record is from RefSeq and is a predicted model, not a curated record. Bases 1 to 1233 code for a protein of 410 amino acids.